Molecule: messenger RNA, 549 nt
Organism: Solanum lycopersicum (tomato)
Lineage: Eukaryota; Viridiplantae; Streptophyta; Magnoliopsida; Solanales; Solanaceae
Product: probable small nuclear ribonucleoprotein G
Biological process (GO): spliceosomal snRNP assembly; mRNA splicing, via spliceosome
Cellular component (GO): precatalytic spliceosome; catalytic step 2 spliceosome; U1 snRNP
Molecular function (GO): RNA binding
Source: RefSeq, a predicted model, not a curated record
AGUUAUAAGACUAGUUAACAAAAGACCUUUAAACCUUUUUAGGGGUUUAUUUACAGCACAAGCAGCCGCUGAGCAUCGGAAAAAUUUUCAUCUCCUCCAUUGUUUCUCUCUCAAAAGACAAGAAGAGGAAGAAAAGAUGAGCAGAUCAGGUCAGCCUCCAGAUCUCAAAAAGUAUAUGGACAAGCAGCUUCAAAUCAAGUUGAAUGCCAACCGCCAAGUUGUAGGGACUCUUCGUGGGUUCGAUCAGUUCAUGAAUUUGGUUAUCGACAAUACUGUUGAGGUCAAUGGAAACGAUAAGAAUGAGAUUGGCAUGGUGGUAAUUCGGGGUAAUAGCGUGGUGACAAUUGAAGCUCUGGAACCGGUUGCCAGACCACAGUAAUACGAACGAAGCUCUGAUUGUUCAAGGAUCUUUAUCUAUGUUCAAGAUAUUUACUACUCUUAUCGAACCUAAGUGAAAUUAUGUAUUGUACCUGAAUUAAACUAGCUUAUCUUUGAUUUCUCUGUUGAUUCUGAAAAUGAAAAGAUCAUCGAUAUCUCUGUUCAUCUUGA